Molecule: messenger RNA, 1280 nt
Organism: Hyalella azteca
Lineage: Eukaryota; Metazoa; Arthropoda; Malacostraca; Amphipoda; Hyalellidae
Exons: 2
Source: RefSeq, a predicted model, not a curated record
AUUUUAACUAGUCCUUGUGAUGUCAAAGUUUAUUUGAAGCUUAAUCUCAAGAUGUGGUAAUUCUAGUUUUUUAUGGUGACUUUAUGAUCAAAAUAGUGCUUGUGAGGUCCUUGAAAAUGGCUCCUAACUGUCUUACCAAAAACUCCACUGAACCCAGGAAGCUGUCAAAAAAAAUGUCAUUGACAACUAAAGUUAAAUUAUUGGAUAUGCUCAAGUCAGGCCGCCGCACUGCAUGGGUUGCACGCCAUUAUAAAGUGAAUGAAUCAACAGUUCGCUUGCUGAGAAAAAAUGAAACUAAAAUUCGUGAAGCUGCAUUAGCACCCCAAAACCCUGGGCAAGUUAAAAUUAAUUAUUAUAGGCAACUGUUGCAAAUGGAGAAUGCUUUAGCAAAGUGGAUAACAGAUCAUAAAGAUUUAGAUAGUCUUGAUACUGAUAUGAUUCGGACAAAAGCCAAAGCCCUUCAUAAAAGCUUCACUCCUGAAAUAGUCUAUAAUGAAUAUGAAGAUAAUGACAAUGCAGAAAAAUAUUCUCAGAUUACUACCAGUGACUCGAGUGCAUUGCCCCCACGAAGAAGACGUGCUUAUGUUUCCAAAAUCCGAGGUUUUAGCGCCAACAAGAACUGGUUUGAGAAAUUCAUUAAAAAGUUUCACCUUCCUUUGCAUUGGAAAAGCUCCUCAGCUGAACAAGAGGCAGAACAACAGACACAUCGUGAGGCAGACCAAGAGGCCAAUCUAGAGGCAGAUCAAGAGGUAGAUCUAGAGGCAGAUCUAGAGGCUGAUCAAGAGGCACAUCUAGAGGUCGAUCAAGAGGCAGAUCUAGAGGCUGAUCAAGAGGCACAUCUAGAGGCCAAUCAAGAGGCAGAUCUAGAGGCCGAUCAAGAGGCAGAUCUAGAGGCCGAUCAAGAGGCAGAUCUAGAGGCCGAUCAAGAGGCAGAUCUAGAGGCCGAUCAAGAGGCAGAUCAAGAGGCACAGCUAGAGGCAGAUCAAGAGCUAGACGAAGAUGUAGCUGCUCCUCAACACGUCAAGGACAAAUUUCCAAAGCUGAUUGAUGGUGUCAACUCUGCAGCCAAGUCCCCAGCCAAGUCCCCAGCCCACCCCUCAGCCAAGUCCCCAGCCAAGCACAGCACCAGCAGCAGGAGGCAGCUGGAGAAGCGGUUGCUGCACUGCAGCUUCUGCAGCUUCGCGUGCUGCUGCGGAGCGAAGCUGAGGUGGCACACGGAGAAGCACAUGCAGCCUGAGCGCAUUGACUGCCCCUUCUGCCCCUGGGGCAUGCCAUACAAG